ACAAAAUCAUUCCAUCACACAAAAUCAUUUCUAACGGUUAAGGAUCGGAGUUCAACUUUUCCGAUCAGAAAAUGGAGGCGACUCCCUCUAAUCCUACUCAUAACAUCAUCUCCACCGCUCCCGCUGCCGCAAUCAGUAUGAACGCCUCCGUCGCCAGCCACCGCAAUCCGCUAAGAGUUGACUGGCCGACGGUCGACGGACCACUGGGUUUAACAGAGCAAGACUCCGUCGAUUACGCGCGUAGAUUCUUCAAUUUCGGGUUUUUACUCCUCCCUUGGCUUUGGGCUGUCAAUUGCUUCUACUUUUGGCCUGUCCUUCGUCGGCCCAACUCCCAUUAUCAACCCGAGCUCCGUCGCUAUGUUGUCAGGUCAGCAAUUGGUUUCGCGGUGUUUGCUGUUCUUCUCUCAACUUGGGCUCUUACCUUCUCCAUUGGAGGAGAGCGUCUAUUUGGUCAUGCUUGGGACAAGCUAGUAAUGUACAACGUUGCUGAAAAAUAUGGUUUAACGGGGUGGAUCUAGUUAGACAGUUACUAUGAUACUAUUAAGGAGUGAUGAAACCAGAAAAGAGAUGCACCUUUUGAACUCAUUGUAUGCAAAACCCAAAGAUGGAUUGGAAGUAGUCAUUUUGCUCUCUCGCUCUCUCUCUCUCACUCACACACACAGGUAUUAUAACUGUAGAUGGAAUCAUAAUAAUGUGAAUUAAGGGACAUGAGAUUUUGUAUUGUA
Molecule: messenger RNA, 725 nt
Organism: Nicotiana tabacum (common tobacco)
Lineage: Eukaryota; Viridiplantae; Streptophyta; Magnoliopsida; Solanales; Solanaceae
Product: putative gamma-secretase subunit PEN-2
Cellular component (GO): gamma-secretase complex
Source: RefSeq, a predicted model, not a curated record